Messenger RNA from Danaus chrysippus (African queen), 2259 nucleotides. The record is from the annotation of a GenBank genome assembly. Lineage: Eukaryota; Metazoa; Arthropoda; Insecta; Lepidoptera; Nymphalidae.
AUGUUAGAUCGCAAAAUAGUGGGUAGAUUUUGUGGUAUUGCGAUCACAGUUGGAGAUUUACCGAGUGACGAUAGACCAGGCACAGAAACUCGUAAACUGCAUAAUACAGGAAAUCUAGAUGUUCAUAAACAUAAAAGUGUAUAUGGCUAUGUUGAUUUUUGUAACUCUUUUCCUGUUCUUCAAUAUGCUACUCGACUUCCAGAUUUUAGAUGUAGAAUGUAUAGAAAUAAUAUGAUUUAUGGAAUCCAGAAUGGAUUGGUGAAAUCACUAAAUGAAAUUCAAAUCAAGUUGAAAACUUUUGAUUAUUGCUAUCUGAGCGACCUCGAGGACGAACUCCAUAAAGCAAUAGACGAGACAGCUGGAAGUAUUCUUAAGUUCAUAGAUAUAGUACAAUCCACGGUUGUAUCUGUCCCUUGUCAUAAUGUUAUUCAGUACAACACCGAAUUAGAUCUUAAACAGAUGGAGUUACAGAUGGAGGAACUUAACUCAGAAGGCUGGCCAGACAUCGUGGUUUGGCUUCUUAAUAAUGGCUCUCGAGUGGCGUUCGCAAAAAUAUCCGCUGCUGAUAUUGUACACUCCGUCAUAUCAGAACAAAAGGGAGAAUAUUGUGGCCGAAUACAAACCCUUUGCUUAAAGCCGUUGAAAUGUCCGAAGCAUAUGAAUUCCCCAUUAUUGAGUUGUCACUGCGUUGCGGGUAAAGUAGAACUCUUAAUGUGGAUGGGGCUUCAUCGUCAAUCAUCAGAUUUUGAAUUCUCUCUACCUCGCGGGUAUAAACUAAGAAUGAAGAAAUACAAUAUGUUUGUUAAAUCUAAUAUUAUGGGUAAAACGGAAUUGUUAGGAAGGAUAAAAAUUUAUCCCGAAGUAACUGAUGAACCGAGCUAUGAAAAUGCACCCAGUCUGCAGUGGUAUGAUUUUUAUCGAGGCACUGAAUUCGCCGGACAAAUCCUAAUGUCAGUACAAUUGUUACAGAUACCCGAGAGAUUACUUAGGUCUACUGAAUACACUUCAGAAGAUGAAAUUUUCGAAGCGAACACUGUUAAUGACGCCGAGGUUUUUGAAGGAAUUGAAAGUCUUCCAAUGAACCUACUUCCAAAACCUUCUACGUAUAAAGUCGAUGUUUAUUGGUGGGGACUUCGGGAUAUUGAUUCAAUGAGAAAACCCUGUGUUGUAAUGGAAGUUGAGGAUCUCAGUAUAAAAUCUGAAAUAAUUACAGAUAAGUCUAACAACUGCAAUUUUUCUAAAGGUCGAACCACGCAGAUAUACGAAACAGAAGUUGAGACUCAGCCACAAUUUUCCAAGUUUAAAGAUUGGUGCGCUACACUGAAACUUUAUAAUGGAAAGAAAACAGGUAUUCCAGAUAAGGACGAGAAGCUUUACUGCGGUUUCUUAAAGGCGGGAUUUGCGAUAUAUAAGUGGCCGCCGCCAACUAACACGAUCGCUGUUACUCCCAGCGGAAUUGACUUAAAUAGAGGAUUUUUUGACGAUCAUCCCCAUAACAAUCCUGCUGAAUUUCUCGUCCGCGUUUACAUUGUGAAAGGAGUUAAUCUCAAAUCUAAAGAGUUUAUUGGGAAAUCUAAUCCUUACAUCGCGUUAAAUUGUGGAAACAAACACAUAGCUGACCGAAACAACUACGUCCCGAACUCAGUUAAUCCAAUAUUUGGAAAAAUGCAUGAAGUUCAUUGUUGUCUGCCUGAUGACUAUCUUUUGGCAGUUUCGUUAUAUGACUACGGAAUAAACUCGCCUGAUAAAUUAAUUGGUACAACAACAAUUGACCUAGAAGAUCGCAUCUAUUCUAAACACAGAGCCCGAGUUGGUUUACCUUCAGAUUACAGCCUAAACGAACCUUUCAAAUGGCGUGAUUGUUUGAAGCCUUCGGAAAUUCUCGACGAAAUUUGUUCAAAGAACCAUCUUCCGCCUCCGAGAUUCAUAAACAGCAAUACCUUGUUAGUCAAUGGUGUAGAAUAUAGAAACAAUGAGAAAGGGAAAGUUAUGCUAAAUCUUAACGCUUUGACUUGUGGAGAGAAGCAAGCUCAGGACUGUUCCUUGGAAUCCUUGAAUAAUAAUAAAAAAAUUGAUUUGUUUUAUUCCGAAUCUAUAAAAUCCUGGUGGCCUUUAGUCGCAGUUGAUGAGAGUUCUGGAGCAUUCAUAUUUAAGGGUUGCAUACAUUUAGAACUGACAUUAAUGCCAUUGGAGAAAGCUGUUGUAAUGCCAGUAGGCAUUGGAAGAAAACCUCCAUUUCCUUUGGCGGAACCUGCGUAA